AUAUGUAUGCGCACGGCUGCCGCACGAAACUCCUCCAUGAAAUGAAAUGUUCGUGGCGGUGGUUUACCUUCGUAUCAGGAUACCACAGGUAGCCUUACCAUCGCUCUUUUUCUCUUUCCGCGCCCGAAAGCUGAUCCCCGUCUCCGCCUUACGCCACAUCUCCUCUCAUCCUCAGCGACCACCGCCGUGCUCGCGCUCCAUUAAUGGACCGCCGGGGAUCUCCACUUCACGCCCUGACCACAGCGUCGAUCCGCGCGUCGCACGAGCCAACUAUGGCAUCACCCAACUCAGUCGCCAGGGCAAGAUGGCGGACGCCCGACAGCUGUUCGACGAAACGCCCCACAAGGACGUCAUCUCCUGGACCUCAAUGAUCUCCGGCUAUGUAAGAUGCGGUAUGCUCCGCGAGGCCCGAGCGCUCUUCGAACGCUCCGACUCGGAGAAGAACGUCGUUACCUGGACCGCUUUGCUCUCUGGCUACAUCCGUUCGAGGCAUAUCAGGGAGGCCGAGGAGCUGUUCGGUCGGAUGCCUGAAAAGAAUGUCGUAUCAUGGAACACGAUGAUCUCUGGGUAUGCUGAGAACGGCUUGGUUGAUGAGGCCUGUGAGUUGUUCCGACGGAUGCCAGAGAGGAAUAUCGUGUCCUGGAACACAAUUGUGACCGCCUUGGCUCAGUCUGGUCGGGUUGAUGAAGCUUACUGUCUCUUUGAAAGAAUACCGCAGAGGGAUGUGAUAUCGUGGACUUCGAUGGUCACAGGCUUGUCACAGAAUGGGAGGGUCGAUGAGGCUCGUGCUGUCUUUGAUAGGAUGCCGGAGCGAAAUGUGGUUUCCUGGAACGCUAUGGUUUCGGGUUAUGCCCAGAAUUCAAGGCUGGAGGAAGCAUUGGAUCUUUUCGUCAAGAUGCCUGAGAGGGAUAUCAUAUCCUGGAACAUGAUGAUCACCGGGUUUAUACAGAAUAGAAAUUUGAAGAGGGCUCGAGAGUUGUACGACAAUAUGAACGAGAAAAAUGUGAUCACUUGGACUACAAUGAUCACAGGAUAUGUGGAAGAUGAGCAGAAUGAGGUGGCUUUGAAGAUGUUCUUAGAGAUGUUAAUGGAUGGUGUUAAGCCAAAUCAAGGAACAUUUGUCAAUGUCUUGGCUGCUGUUAGCAAUUUAGCAGCUUUCCUUGAAGGGCAGCAGAUUCAUCAGAUUGUUAGCAAAACCGUCUUCCAGUUUGAUACUUUUGUGAGUUCUGCUAUAAUGAACAUGUACUCCAAGUGUGGUGAGAUUGGAACAGCUAGGAAAGUGUUUGACUUAUCAGACCAGAAGGAUUUGGUAUCUUGGAACGGAAUGAUUGCAGCAUACGCUCAUCAUGGGAAUGGGCAAGAGGCAAUAAGCCUAUUUAGAGAGAUGCAUCAGAACGGAUUCAAACCUAAUGAUGUGACAUAUGUGGGAUUGCUCUCAGCAUGUAGUCAUUCGGGUUUGUUUGAUGAGGGGCUUAAUAUUUUCAAGUCUAUAAUGAAGGAUCCAUCAGUUGAAGUGCGAGAAGACCAUUAUGCUUGCUUGGUAGACCUUUGUGGCCGAGCUGGCCGACUUCAGGAGGCUGCAAGCUUUAUUAAAGGGCUAAAGAUUCGCCCUUCAGCAACCUGUGUCUGGGGGGCACUUCUUGGUGGUUCUAAUAUCCACGGGGACAUGCAAAUUGGGAACUUAGCAGCCAAGAAGCUCAUGGAGGCAGAGCCCAAUAAUGCAGGGUCUUACAUGCUGUUAUCAAACAUUUAUGCUUCAGCUGGUAGAUGGAAGGAAGCAGCAAAGAUAAGGUUAAAGAUGAAAGGUAAAGGACUAAAGAAACAACCUGGAUGCAGUUGGAUUGAGGUGGGCAAUAGAGUCCAUGUGUUUGUGGUACGUGAUAAAUCUCACAUUGACUCUCAGAGGAUUUACACUCUGUUGCAUGAUCUUCAUGACAAAAUGAAGAGAACUGGAUAUGUGCCUGCUACAAAUCAUUCUCUAGUUGAGGAUGAGUUGAUGGCCAUGUAAGUUGUGCUUCCUUUUAGAUUGGAGAAUAACCAUCGGUAAGUGGAGAAGAGGUUGCACUGUGGAUCUAUUGUGUGGCUCAUUAGUAUGCGAAUGGCCCUUGAAAUUAGGUCUCUUUCCUUACUUGAGUAAAGAACAACCUCAUACCAGGUUAAUCUCAAGCCAAAAACAGGCUUAUCCGUUCACACUUGUUGCUUUGACAACACACUGCAGAUUGAUUGUAUAUCAUUCUGAUGUUGCCUACUGUCAGAAGGUCAAGUGAAAGGUAAGAGAAGGAUCAUGUUCAUCUGCUGACUUGUUCUACAUCCCUGCUAAAGUUGAGCUUGUGAACAAAGAAAAAUGAAGACUGCAACAACAUUAGCUCAGUUAACAGGAUGAUUCUCUUCUGUCCAAAAGAAGAUCAAUUUCUUUAGAAUGUGGCUAAGUGUUAGGAAAAACAGUGUCGUAGGUUCGUGUACCUCAUCCAACUCUUUUUGAUAUCAGAAAAAGUCAAAAGCCACCUAUGGCUUAUUUAUGUCCUAUGUAGUAUCAGCUUUGACUAAUCUCAAAAUAAUAGUUGUGCCAUCCAUUUCUGAGGGCGCCUGCUGAAUCCUCAAAAAAAUUGUGGAGUGCUUAUAUUCAGAUAUAAGAAACAGUGCAUAUAUAAUAGAUCUACUGGAGAAAUGCUAGCCCUUCAGGCAUUUGUUUAAUGCUGUAAUCUUUCAGGGCACACCACCUACAUUAAUUGACCAUAAGUUUAGUGUUCUUUAACCACUAUGACAAGGUCAACCAUAAUUUUGUAUAAGGUCUGUAGCCAUGUGAUUUGCAACAAAAGCUGCUCUCUUUAACUUUCACCUCUAUUAUUAUAUCAGCCAAGAGGUACUGCUUCCAUGACCUUAUUAUUGUGCUCAUCAAGUGAGAGAGACGAUGACAGCAACUUCUAUAAGAUCCAUAUAUAUAGUAUGCUCUGAUGCAAGUUUUGGGCUUUGAGAAAAGGAUAGUUGACUUGGUAGUGCUGCCGCCAUCCAUAGAAGGUCCAGUCAGAAUGCAGCUAUGAGAUGGUCUUUUCUGUGGCUUUCACGUCUCAACUAAUUCCAAACAAUGACUGAUUCACCUCUUGAAUGCUUCUUCAUUGAGCUUGCUGAUGGAAGUCCAUGUAGUUUGGCAUCAGUCUUUGGAUGUCCAAGAAAGAAGAGGAGGUAUCAGAACCAGAUAAACCUCAGCUUUGGAACAGAAGAGGUAAGCAUAACCUUCUCACCAUUUACUUUCUCUCCUGUUAUGGCAUGAUGUUAAUUCGUGAGAUUGAUGGCUUUUCUCAUUUUAGAGUUGGGUUCCCAUUUGUGAUCUGAUGGCUUUACUUACGGCAAAACAUUGCCCAAUGAGGUGGCUGGUGGUUUAUAGAGCUAAUAAUUCCUAGCCUUGCAUUUAAGUUUAGAAUCCUGUUAGAGGGUUUAGGAAUAUUAUGUAGAAAUUAUAUAGGAUUUAUUAAAAGAUAUUAUUUUUUUUAUUCCUCUUUUCUUUGGUAGUCAGCUGAGAAGCUUGAUAAUGCUCAACUGCAUUUGGGCACAGGUUCCUAAUACUGACAUGAAAAUAAAGUUCGUGAUUUCAGUAUAUGAACCAUUUGUUCUCAAAGCACUUCUGGCUAUUUGUUCAUCAAACUAUAACAUAUUGAGUACUCUCAUUUCCUAAGUUCUAACAUCAUCGGAAACGAAGACAUCAAGAGUAAUUAGAUGAAAACAUGGAGAAUAUGAGAAGACUAAAAGUACAAGGUACCAUGCAUACUUUGAAUUUCUUCUCAUACAUUCCCCCUCUUUAUCUAUGAUAUGUUGUGGUGCUAUCAGAUGCCAAAUUCAGAGUCAUCAACCUUUAUCAAAGUCUCUCCUGGGGCCACCAUUGUUGCCACCACGGGAAUCAUCUAAGGGGGUGCAAUGCUCAUUGUGAUAGCUAUUUUGAACAUAAAAUGUGUCUGGAAGACCAAAUUGCAGUCAGUCUCUGCGCAAGAGCAUUCAACCAAUGACACUGCAACUAGUUCUCAUAGCUCUGCCUUGCGAAAGGAUUUGAGCAUUGAAAUGGAUACCAUCUAUCAAUUUGUUGAAAACACCGAGAAAGAGAUGCCCAUGAGAUUUACACCUUGGCAUCUGAUGCACUUUGCUGACAAUUAGACAGAGAUACUCGGAUCAGGUGGCUUCGGAGUAGUCUACAAAGGUCAGCUUCCCGAUGGACAGAAGGUGGCAGUCAAGGUCCUCCAUGGAUUGACCUUGGACAAGAGAGCCGACGAGCAGUUAUGGCAGUUGAUUCAAUCAGCAGAGCUUGUCAUACCAAUCUGGUCAGGCUCUAUCGGUUCUGCUUUGACAACUUUGUGAAAGCACUAGUUUAUGAGUUCAUGGAGAAUGGGUCGCUUGAUCUCUAUCUUCUUCAUCAGAACAACAGGACCGACUGGGGAAGGCUACGAGAGAAUGCAAUUGGGAUAGCCAAGGGAAUCAGACACCUGCAUGAGUAGUGCCAGCAGAAGAUAGUACACUACGACAUCAAGCCCGGUAUACUCCUUGAUUGGAACCUCACGCCGAAGAUUUCUGACUUCGGAUUGGAAAGACUGCGACCGCGUGAAUGCUCAUGCAACACUCACAGGAACCAGGGGAAAUCCCGGAUAUGCUGAUCCAGAGCUGUGGAUGCCAUUGCCUAUGACUCAGAACUGCUAUGUCUACAGCUUUGGGGUGGUUCUGGGAAAGAAGCUUGAUGUAAGAUGAGGAGAGAGGCUUGAAUGAGGAGAACCCAAGGGCGAGAUAUCUAGGACAAUGUACAAAGUAGUGCUGUCGUGUGUUUAGUAUCACCCGCAGGCGAGACGUUCCAUGAACAGUGUGGUAAGAAAGCUCGAGGAGGAAGAGGAGAUCUCCAUGUCUUCGGGCCCAUUUCAGUAUCUUCCAUCACAUCUUUCAAGUCCAGCUCCAUGGGUAAUUGGUAUCCUGGAAAGUUCAACUAGCACAGGAACUGCCACAAGUGAUCUGAUGCAUAGAUGAUGAAGUUCUCUUCUCAUCAUUUAUUCUGGUACUGUCAGUCAAAAUGGUCUCUUUUUGUUUUGUUUUGUUCUUCUUCCUUUGCUUCCAUAAAAAGACAUCAUAUGGUGCAAAAGAAAUUAGCUGACUUUCCAAGAAACAGCCACUUUGAACUUGUCAAAUAUUUUUUAUAAGGGCCUUAAGUCA
Molecule: messenger RNA, 5184 nt
Organism: Musa acuminata AAA Group (dessert banana)
Lineage: Eukaryota; Viridiplantae; Streptophyta; Magnoliopsida; Zingiberales; Musaceae
Product: pentatricopeptide repeat-containing protein At2g35030, mitochondrial-like
Exons: 2
Coding region: 47-2008 (653 amino acids)
Molecular function (GO): protein binding
Source: RefSeq, a predicted model, not a curated record